This is a messenger RNA of Thermothielavioides terrestris NRRL 8126, 4329 nucleotides long. RefSeq lists its product as uncharacterized. The record is from RefSeq and is a predicted model, not a curated record. The coding region runs from base 278 to 4285 and encodes 1335 amino acids. Gene Ontology annotation, cellular component: membrane. Gene Ontology annotation, biological process: transmembrane transport. Gene Ontology annotation, molecular function: ATP hydrolysis activity; ABC-type transporter activity; ATP binding. The transcript has 3 exons. Lineage: Eukaryota; Fungi; Ascomycota; Sordariomycetes; Sordariales; Chaetomiaceae.
ACUGUACAUUAAGGCUCGGUCUUCGGACCCUUCAACAAACCCGUCAAACAUUUAACUACGCAGUACAUCCUACCUUGUAAGCCGUAAUCCGUACGGAAUACGGAAUACGCAGGCGGGAUCCCGUCUAGACGGUUCUUGCCCUUUCUGUUCAAUAAUAAGUCCAGGCAUCCAUCCGCGUGAUCUUGACCAUCUUGCUGUUUCUCUUCCCCUCCAGCCUCAUCACCGUGGCCACCAUCGCGCGGUCCCCAAUGGGCGUGUCAUAGGUAAUUGCGUCCAGAUGGGAGCGAGCAGUGUUGAGAGCGUCGACAAGCUGGCGCAUGCGCCAGCGGCUGUCGACGACGAGAAGACGCCGGGCACCACCGCCGCUGACGGCCCCGCCAAGGAUGUCAAGGACGUCAAGGACGUCAAGGCGCGGCCCGAGAGGGAGGCCACGCCGGCCGACUACUUCCGCGUCUUCACUUACGCGACAAAAUGGGACUUCGUGCUGAUGGCCGCCGCCGCCAUUGCCAGCAUGGGCGCCGGCACCACGCUGCCGCUCAUGAACGUGGUCUUUGGCCGCCUGGUGGGCAACUUCACGAGCUACACGGCCCCGGGCGGAGGCCAGUCGGCCGACGAGUUCUCCUCGCAGCUCAACCGCAUGUCGCUGUACAUCUUUGCCCUCUUCAUCGCCCGCUUCGGCCUCAACUACAUCAACAAGUUCUGCUUCCGCCUCAUCGGCAUCCGCAUGUCGGCCGCCAUCCGCCUGCACUACAUCCGGUCGCUCUUCAGCCAGACCGUUCACGUCCUCGACUCGAUGCCGUCGGGCGCUGCCGCCAGCACCAUCACCUCGACCGCGAACACGUUGCAGCUCGGCAUCUCGGAGAAGCUUGGCACCUUCCUCGAGUUCCUAGCCACCAUCGUGACCGCCAUCGUUGUGGCCUUCACCUACAGCUGGUCGCUGACGCUCGUGACGGCGUCCGUGAUCCUCUUCAUCAGCAUCGUCCUCUCGAUCCUCCUGCCCUUUAUCAUCAAAGGCCAGACUCGGCUCACCAAGGCUGAUGCCAAGGGCACCUCGGUUGCCACGGAAGCCUUCAGCACCAUCCGCAUGAUCACGUCGUGCGGUGCCGAGGCCCGCGUGAGCCAGCGGUAUGCCCAAUGGGUCAAGAAGGCCAAGCAGGCAGCCCAAUUCAGCUCGCCCUUCUUGGCAACCCAGUUCGGCCUCAUCUUCUUCGGUCUGUACGGCGCAUUCGCCCUCGCCUUCUGGUACGGCACCAAGUCCCAUGUGGAAGGCCGCGUCGAUAGCGUCGGCACCGUUCUCGUCGUGCUCACGUCCGUCAUGCUCAUGGUCGUCUCUCUCGAGCGUAUCUCGACUCCCCUCAUCGCCGUCUCCAAGGCCAUGGUCGCUGCUGCCGAAUUCUUCGCCGUCAUUGACGCCCCCAAACCCGCCAUGGGAACGCUGAGAGAUCCCGACGUCACGGCCGACCAGGAUAUCGUUUUUGAGGAUGUCCAUUUUGCCUACCCCAGCCGUCCGUCCAAGAAGGUUCUCAACGGCCUGAAUCUCCGCAUUGCCGCCAACCUGAACACUGCUAUUGUGGGCCCCAGCGGUUCUGGCAAGAGCACCAUCGUGGGCCUCAUCGAGGGGUGGUACACGCUUCAUGACCAGUACCUGAUCGCAAAGGCCGUCGAAAAGGAUAAGAAGAAGGACAAAGGGGGGAAGGGGAAGGAGAAGAAGAAGAAGAAGAAGAAUGCCGGCGCAGAGACCGAUGACGAGGAGGACGAGGAAGCUACGGUACCUCUCGACGCUGAGGAAACCGGGCCACCGGUCGAACUGAAGGGCAGCAUCUCUACAUGUGGGAAGCAGCUCGGGGAAAUUGACAUCAAGUGGUGGCGGUCACAGAUUGGCCUCGUGCAGCAGGAGCCCUUCCUCUUCAAUGAUACGAUCUUCAACAACGUCGCGGCCGGCCUGAUCGGAACCCAGUGGGAGAACGAGUCGGAUGACGUCAAGCGUCAGCUCGUCAAGGAGGCCUGUGCCGAGAGUUUCGCUGAUGAGUUCAUCGACCGGCUGCCGGACGGUUACGACACCCAAGUCGGUGACUCGGGCGCUAAGCUGAGCGGUGGCCAGCGCCAGCGGAUCGCCAUCGCCCGGAGUAUCAUCAAGAAGCCCAAGAUCCUGAUCCUGGACGAGGCCACGUCGGCCAUCGAUGUCCGGGGGGAACGUAUCGUGCAGGCGGCACUGGAGAGGGCAUCCAAGGGCCGCACCACUAUCACCAUCGCCCACCGGCUCUCCACCAUCAAGAACGCCGACCGCAUUUGCGUCUUGCAGAAUGGCCGGGUCGUCGAAGAGGGAACUCAUGACAGUCUCUUGGAGAACGAGCUAGGGGUUUAUUACGGCCUCGUGCACGCGCAAAAGCUGUCCUUGGGCGACGACACCGACGGAGAACACCUACAGGAGGAAGACAUUGGCGCCAUACUUGCGCGCGAAAAGAGCGCGGCCAAGUCACUGACCGCGAGCGCGAAGCAGGACGCCAAGUGGAAGGAUCGGAACCUCCUCAACGGGUUUGGAAAGCUCUUGUCUGAGCAGCGCAGCCGGUUUCCCUUCUAUGCCAUUGCCCUCGUCGGCGCUAUGGGUGCGGCGGCGGCGGUUCCUCUUCAGGCUUACCUUUUCGCCCACGUCGUCAGCGUAUUCCAGUCCCCGUCCAAGGAUGAGAUUUUGAAGGACUCCGCCUUCUGGUCAAAGAUGUGGGCUGUUCUCGCUGCCGGCGUUGGAGCAAGCUAUUGUCUCACAACGCUCGUUGCGACCAGCCUGGAGGGUUACAUCAGCGCCGCGUAUCGACAGGAGUACUUCGAGUCCAUCCUCUUCCAGCCGACGUCGUACUUUGACAAGGACGACAACGCAACCGGCCAGCUGACAGCGCGCCUCUCGAGCGAUCCGCAGGCUCUGAAGGAACUGCUAGGCAUCAACCUCAUGAUGGUGCUCAUCGGCAUCUUCUCCCUCAUCGGUGCGCUGGCCAUCUCAUUCGCCUACGGCUGGAAGCUGGCCCUGGUCGCGCUUUGCGUGACGGUACCUAUCGGCGUCGUUGCUAGCUAUUUUAGGGUGCGCUACGAGCUGCAGUUCAACGCCAUGAACGAGGCCGUGUUUCAGGAGAGCUCCAAGUUCGGCGCCGAGGCCAUCGGCGCAUUCCGGACGGUCAGUGCGCUGGUCAUGGAGGAAAGCAUCUGCGACCGCUAUCAGCGACUGCUCCGCGGCCACGUUGUGGCGGCGUUCAUGAAAGCCCGAUGGACCACCCUGAUCUUCGCCUUCGCCGACAGCGUGAGUCUGGGCUGCCAAGCGCUCAUCUUCUGGUACGGCGGCCAGUUGCUCUUGAACGGGGAAUACGACACCGUGGCCUUCCUGGUCACUUAUAUGGCUGUGAUACAGGGAGCCGAGUCUGCAGGCCAGUGGAUGAGUUUCGGCCCCAACGCUGCGCAGGCGGCGGCAGCGGCGAAUCGCAUUCUGCAGGCCCGCGAGACGCGCAUCAGGGAUGAUAUCUCGCGGGCGGAGCGGAUCCCGGAUACGGACGGCGGCGUAAAGAUCGAGCUCAAGGACAUCCACUUCAAGUACCCCACGCGUGACGUGUCCAUCUUCAAGGGUCUCAACAUCACCAUUGAGAAGGGCCAGUUCGCCGCGCUGGUCGGCGCGUCCGGGUCGGGCAAGACCUCCAUCGUCAGCCUGCUGGAGCGCUUCUAUGAUGUUUCCAAGGGCCAGAUUCUCUUCAACGGCAAGGACAUCUCAGAGAUCAACGUCUACGAGUACCGCAAACUCCUGUCGCUGGUGGCACAGGAGCCGUCGCUCUUCCACGGCACCAUCCGUGAAAACGUCCUGCUGGGUAUCGAGGACCCGGCAUCGGUGACCGACGAGCAGCUGCACCAGUGCUGCAAGGACGCGAACAUCCACGACUUCAUCGUCUCGUUGCCGGACGGGUACAACACCAACAUCGGCAGCCGCGGCGUCAGCCUGAGCGGCGGACAAAAGCAGCGGCUGUCGAUCGCCCGCGCCCUUAUUCGCAACCCGCGCGUGUUGUUGCUUGACGAAGCCACCAGCUCACUCGACUCGGAAAGCGAGAAGCUCGUGCAGGCGGCAUUCGAGAGGGUUGCCAAGGGCCGGACGACGAUCGCGGUGGCUCACCGCCUCGCGACAAUCCAGGGCGCCGAUAUCAUCUACGUCCUGGGCGAGGGCAAAGUGCUCGAGAAGGGCACGCAUGCCGAGCUGCUCAAGCAGAAAGGCGUUUAUUGGCACAUGUGCCACAACCAAGCCCUCGACAGGUAGCCGGCGAGCAGCAGUUGCGCCCUACUGUGCAGCGGCUUCUUGUG